UUUAGCACUACUUAGAUAGUAUAACCAUUUUACAUAAUUGUAAACUGCAACUCUACGUAAUUAUAAUUUUAAAAUGAUUAAUUAAAACUAUUAACGCUUAAUUGGAUAUUAAUACUGCUUCCAAAACAUAAAUCUACAAAUAAUUAGUUGUCGCUGCUAGCGUCAUCUAGUAAAACAAUCACCUCUUUGGACAUGAAAUUACCUACUUUAACAUUUUUAAUUAUGUAUUAUAUAUUAUUUGUUUGUAAAAUAGCGAUUGUAUUUUAUUUUUAAAACGUUAAAUAUGUUUAACCUACUAACAAACACAAUUUCUACUGUUUUUUAUUGUUUUACAUUAAUUAAUCUACACGAUAAUGGAACAAUGCAUUUUACAAAGCCUGUAUUAAAAAUGUUGCUAGUGUCUUAAUGAUGACAAACAAUUUAAAAUAAAUACACGUUAUGAUUUAAAAUUUACAUGGUCAAUAUAAAGGUACUGUUUUUAAUUAUAGUUAUAUAAUCAAUGACUUGAAGUUUGUUGAAUGUAAAUUUAAAAUAAAAUGGAGUGAAAGUAUACUCGGUGUUAACAUCACAAAAUAAUUACACAAACUACAGACGCCGCGAAAUGUAUUAACAAUCUGUGGGUCUCGUUUGUCAAAUUAUUGAUGCGGUGGUUUGAAUCACGUUUGAAUUUAAGUGCGAAGCUUCGCAUUUCCAUAAAAUUUUAUUAAUUCGGCAUCGUAUUUCUCAAAUGAAUUAGUGUGUUGUGUAGUUUCAGAAAUAGGUUUGUGAUAUUAAGUGCGUCAUCAUGGUUUUGGCCGAAAGAAGUAAUGAUGUUCGAAACGGGAAGCGAUCAAGGGGGCCAAGCCCCAAUGGCCAUGGAAGUCCUGACUCCAGUUCUGAAGAUGAGAAUGCCGAGAAGAUCAGAGUGGGUAGAGACUAUCAGGCAGUGUGUCCAGAGCUGGAGCCAGUUGAGCAAAGGAGGCCUGAACUUAUAUCAGAUAGAGCGCUUUUGGUGUGGUCUCCUACUACUGAUAUUUCUGACAUAAAAUUGGAUGAGUACAUAACAACAGCUAAAGAGAAAUAUGGUUACAAUGGUGAACAGGCACUUGGUAUGUUGUUUUGGCACAAACAUGAUUUAAGCAGGGCUUCUAUGGAUCUAGCCAACUUCACACCUUUUCCUGAUGAAUGGACUGUUGAAGAUAAAGUAUUGUUUGAACAAGCGUUUCAAUUCCAUGGAAAAAGCUUUCAUAGGAUACGGCAAAUGUUACCAGAUAAAUCAAUAGCAUCACUGGUAAAAUAUUAUUAUUCAUGGAAGAAAACCAGAGCUCGUACUUCAUUAAUGGAUGUAGCAGGUGAGGGUCGAAAUGCUACAAGUUCUGGUACAGGGAAGUCUGGAGCCGGCUCAGAACCAGGUGGUUCCGACAAAGAAUCUGACAAUGAUGAGAAGGUACAACAAAAUAAACAACAGUUAAGUGCUAUGAAACGCAAAGUAGGCGAUGCGGGAGUUGAAGACUUGAGGCCUGGCGAGCCACCGGCGAAAAUAAAUUCACGUUGGACUAAUGAAGAGUUACUAAUGGCCGUCACAGCUGUCAGAAAAUAUGGUAAAGAUUUCCAAGCUAUUGCGGAGACACUGGGUACUAAGACAGAGGCGCACGUUCGAUCGUUCUUCAUAUCGUAUAGACGCCGCUACAAUCUGGACGCGGUAGUACGAGAGCACGAGGCAGAUCGCGGUAACGCGCAUCACAUACAAGCCGGCACAACGAGCACAGACGCGUCAGAGAACGCGACUGAUAGCACAACCACAAAUAAUGGCACAGCUUCGCCGCAAACAACCUCCAAAGACGAAAAGCCGGAGGUGGACAGCGAGGGCGUAUCGCUGGGCGCCCCCGCGGAGCAGGGCGGGCCCCCCACCACGCCGCCCAAACACAAGCCCGCCAAGUGACCCCCGCGCGCACACGCACACGCGCACGCGCACGCACACAACCGGCAUAGGU
Molecule: messenger RNA, 1973 nt
Organism: Diatraea saccharalis (sugarcane borer)
Lineage: Eukaryota; Metazoa; Arthropoda; Insecta; Lepidoptera; Crambidae
Source: the annotation of a GenBank genome assembly